Molecule: messenger RNA, 2450 nt
Organism: Cuscuta campestris
Lineage: Eukaryota; Viridiplantae; Streptophyta; Magnoliopsida; Solanales; Convolvulaceae
Source: the annotation of a GenBank genome assembly
CGAAAGGUCAUUUGACUGCUCAUGCGCGUCUAUAUAUGGAGAACUUGAAUCUCACACUCCUCUUGGUAGUCUCGACGACUGAAGCUACGGUGCUCCUGCAUCGCCGCCUCAAUUCGUCUCUACCGACUUUUAAGUCUACGCCGGCGGCGUCCUAACCUAUCUCUCCGGCGGAGAACCGGCCGACGACCUUACGACACACACGGAAUCGUAGGGAAUUUGAGCUUUCACGUAAAGGAGAAAGCGGAGAGGCUUUUUUGUGAAUCGGAAUCUGAGAAUCAGAAAAUGGGAGUAAAAGUUGCGGCGGCGUGUUUGCAUUGGUCGCAAUCUUCAGUUCCACACCCACCGCCGUCUCCUCCGCCUCAAGCACUCGCCUCCGCGAUCUUCUCAUCUUUUCCCAAACGACGCGGUGGUUUUGCUGGGAGUGAGAGAUCUGUGGUUUGCCGGUUCGUCCACUGGCUGGACCCGCCGGCUCUGGUCGGAACCCAGCCGACGAAGAUCCCCAGGUCCCGAUCCUGCGAGUUCCUGAAACCCCCUGUGCGACAGACGAUGCGACGCUCCUGCAGUGCCAAUCUCGAUUCCUUCUUCUCCGACGAGGAAUUUUCCAAGGGAAUUGAAGGGUUGGCUUUGGGUUUCCACAUAUCGGACGACGAAGAAGAAGAAGAAGAUGAAAGCCAGAUCUCAAGCUUUGAUGAUCAAGCUGAGGAGGAAACCUCCCAUGGCACUGCGGCGAGCCACAAGCGGAGAGUUUUUGAACCGGUAGUGCCUCCGGAUUGGACGAAAAGAGAAGGGAUUCUUCUGUCUGGCAUGGAUCGGAAGGGGAAUGGUUUUGAUUUCCCUCUCUCUUUGAGGGUUAUAGGGAGCAAAAUCCAGUGGCAAGAGGGGUUCAGAGAUGCAGGAGAGUUGACGUAUUGCUCGGUGAAAAAAGCUUUUUCCAGUAUGGUGUUCAUAAUCCAGGAACUCCAUAGCUACACCUUAAUGAUGAGAGAAAUGCUGUUCUAUGAAGAUUUACAGGGCAUAAUAGGGAGAGUUCAGAAAGAGAUGCAAGCUUCUUUUGUGUGGCUGUUCCAGCGAGUCUUCUCCCACACACCAACUCUAAUGGUCUAUGUGAUGAUGCUCCUCGCGAAUUUCAGUGUCCAUUCUCUAGCUGCAAGUUCUGGUUUCGCUGCUGCCCCUCCGCCAUUGCAGGCACAAGCAGUUUCCUCCAAAGAGGUUUCUAUGGCAGAAGAACAACACAGCCCUAUAAAGCAAAAAUUCGACUUCACAUCCUUUUCGGCUUCUUCUUCUUCUUCCUCUUCAAAUGGGAAGAGUUUGUUCGUUGGUGGAAACAGUGGCGGGGGUGGCAAGUACAUUCCAGUUUCCGGCGGUACGGAUGGUGAUGGGAGGAGGUUUGAUGGUGCAAUUGUGACUGCUGGGGCAUCCUCAGUUGGCAAAUCAUCAGCUGCUGGUGAAGAAGAAACAGUUUCUUCUCAUAAGCUUUCCAGUGAAGAGGAGUUGAUGCUGUGGAAGUCUAUUUGUGAAGAGGCUUCAAGAAUGCAGUCCGAGACACGAGGUGUGGCUUUGGAUCGCGACACAGUAAUGAGGUUUGUUUCACCUGUGACAGGGAAGAUCGAAUCCGAUGAUUACGCAUAUUAUUUUAGAACAGAGCUGCUUUACCAGACAGGACUCGCCCAAGAGCCCAACAAUACCCUCUUGCUCACCAAUUAUGCCCAGUUUCUUUACCUGGUUGUUCAAGAUUAUGACAGAGCGGAGGAGUACUUCAAGAAAGCUACUUUGGUGGAACCAAAGGACGGAGAGGCAUUGAACAAAUAUGGGACUUUCCUUUGGCAAGUGAGGAAUGAGCUCUGGGGUGCAGAGGAGGCAUACCAAGCAGCCAUUGAUGCGGAGCCUGCGAAUUCGUUCUAUGCCGCUAGCUAUGCCCAUUUCCUGUGGAACACCGGAGGCGAAGACACGUGCUAUCCCCUCGAUGAUUCCACGGAAUACGAGGACGCGUGAAAUUACCACACACAAAAAAAAAAGAAAGAAAAAAGGGAACGAUGCUGGGAAAGAAGCAGAAAGGCAUGGUAUGUUUUUUGGAACUGGACAAAAACUUGGUGAAAGAUGAGAAAUGGUGGAAUUCAAGGUUGUUCUCAGAUGAAGCUCAAGAAACACAGAGGGAGGGGUGACUGGAGUUUGUUGGCCUGUCACAGACAACAACAUCAACAGCCCAUAUUGCUCCAGGAACAAGAUGAAGUUGGUGAUAAGGAAAGGGAUGGCCCUGCUCAGUUCUUUCUCUCUUUCUUUCUUUCUUUCUUUUUUCAGCUUUAUUACCAAAAUUUUCUACCCCUUUCUCUCUCUGCACAGUUGAUUUGAGGAGCUUAGAUAAGUUCUUGUGCUAUAGAAAAUGGCAUUUGCAGAUUGUAAUUAAAACCCUAUUGUUAAUAGCAUAAAUGCCAAAGCUUAAGCUAUUUUUG